CCCGCGCUGUGAUCAGAAGCAGACGAUCACGUUUGCCACUUCACACACGUGCCUCCUGGCCGUAAACACUACGAGCCGUCCAGUCCUGCGACUGUGCUUGCGACACAUUUGUGAUUUUCUUCUCUUUCCUUCAUCGUUGAGAGACAGGAGUGGAAACGCACUGAAAAUUCUCUCCUCUUCUGCGCCGACAACCAAAAAUCGCUGGAAUGUUUCGAAGUGAGAUGUGAGCAUCUCCAACGACCCCUCCAAAUGGAUGUAGAGUUCAGGUGGGUGUGACCUCCGCGGGAGAAAGUUUGGUGCCGUUGUUUAACAAGCAAUGAGCUCAAGAGCCUAGGACUUGAAGCUAUCAGCAGAGAACAAUGUGCCUAAGAACGUUGUUAACCCCGGAACUGCACGACUGUCAACUUUAACUAUACUCAGUGAGUCAGAAAAGAACAACAGUAGAAGCGGCGAUAUCUUUGUAUUCCUCCUCCACCACCCGCCGCCACCACCACCACAACCAACCAAACUUUCAAAGCUGACCUUUCCACGUGAAUGUGAUUUGAUGUUUGCCUCAAUCGUCACUUCCUUGCCGAGAGAAGACUGUCCCAAGCAACGUGUUCAGUUGACUUCGAGGUUUAACCUCACAGCUUCGCUUACUUAAACAUGGACAGGACAACAACUGUAUAGCGGAAACACACUUUCUCUUUGUCAACUGCACACUGAGUGAGCCACGUGCGCGGUUGAGCUAGUCCUUUGUUUUUGGUGGACGAGAAGUUCUUGAAAUAAAGAUGUGAUUGUGAGUGCAUGACAAACGACUUCGUGGUCUUUGCAUCAUUCUGAAUCACAGAUGCCGAACAUUGGCGGUUUCCGGACGUCAAAAGGAAAGCUGCUCUCGACCAUAGAAGUAAGAACGAAAAGCACUGCAUGUGACCUAUGUGAGUAGCGCGAAAGCUCGAGAGCCGCACGUGAGUUAUUAUUUCCUGCACUAGCUGGUAGGAAAACGACCGACAUGGGACCAUAACGGGAGAGGUGAAAUCGUAAGCAAUACGAUAAUGAGCAUUAUUUCGAAUUUCGAUUAGAAAGGACAGUUGUUAUGAAAGUUUUCAGUAGACUCUUCGUUGUAUUAUUUCUAUACUCCUCUUUUGUUUUAUUUUGUUAAAAAACAACCUUGUCCAUAUAAUAUUUAUUUUACCUUUGUUGACAAGUGAUCAAGAAGCUUGCUGAUGUUUACUGCAAAGAACUAUGUCAACGAUGGACAUUUGUCUUCUUCCUUUUAAGGGUAUGAAUUGUAAAAUAAGCCAUUGCAUGUGACACAUUCUUUCAACGCGGAGAUCCAGGAAUGGAAACUGACGCGUAAUUUUCUCAUGACUCGCCUUGGGAUCGAAUGAAUGUAAGAAUGUCUUAUCAUGUUCAGUCAUGAUGAUAGUUAAUUAUACUAAUUAACCUCCUUGUUGAGGGGAAGUGAGCUUUGUAUUCUAGCGAGAACCUGUUUGGAGUGACUGCGGUAUUUGUCUUUUUGUUGUUCCUUUGAAACAUUAGAGAUUUAUAGACGUGAAGAACUAUAAAAUUUAUUAAAAGGAGCAUUAGUUAACUGCUACUCAGCUGUAAAACCAUCGGAGACUGUCUCCAUGGAAAUCAGCGCGUCCAUCUACGAGCUCCGAAUUACGCCAGGCAUCGGAUUCAUCACCGGGCCGCAGGGUCAGAGGGCAGAGCAGGAUGCCAUGCGGCUGGACACUUCUCAAGCUCGCCGUGUAGUGGUCAGCCUGGUUGGACGCGAGCGCCAGGGUAAGACCAGCCUGCGCCGUCUGUUGUCCGGCGAGCCAUUUGACCCCCACGAGCCCAGCACCGUGGGGCUGGAGAGAGACCUCGUGGACACCCAGGCACUGGACACGGGAUCGUCGGAGUCGAGCGAGUGGCAUUCCUUAGAGCUGAGGACAGCCAACCAGAGUGAGUUCUCCGAGAUGUUGGGACGUCACAUCCGGGAGCGCCUGGAGCGCCAGCGGCACCGCAUCCCACCGGCGCGCCGCAUUAUCAACUCCGUGCUGACCAUGACCAAGAUCGCCGUCAUCACCUACGUCGCCCUCCUCUUCUUCUUCAACGCCGCCUCCUCACCGGCGCUCAGCAACUGGCCGGUAUUUGGCCUGACCUCCGUGGGCACUUGCCUGGCCUGCGGGUUCGUCUUUGGCGCCAGGGACGGCUUCGGCAUCGCCGUCGGCAUAUACCACUUCAUCGUCCUGUGCGAGUCGAUGAUUCGCUGGCGGACGGGUGACUGGUUUGAGGACGUAGUAGAAGAGAACGGCAUUGUCGCAACCUUCACCCUUGGUGUGCUGUGGUAUGGGUCGAUGGAAGCCAUGGUGGCCGCUGUGUUUGGAAUGUCGCUGGGACUGGGCUUGGAGUGUGUCUUCUGCGCGUCCCGCCAGCCUCAAACGGACUACUUCCUGCAAGGGAGCCCCUUCUUGUUGCCACAGCUUCACAUGAUGGUCGUCAGCUCCCUGCUGGGACUGGGCUGUACCCAGUACCGCUGCUCGCGGCUGGUAAUCGUACCCGUGGUAGGUGUCGCCCUGGCAACGCUUCCUCCCUUCCUCUCCUACGUCUUCCUGUGUGGGAUGGCCACAGGCGUGUCCCACGGAGUGUUCCUGGGCUGCGGGCAGUCCAUUCUCUUUCCCCGCCUGAACCACGUGACCAAACAAGUAACCAGCUCAGUGAGCGGCCGCCACAUGCUUCGUCACUGCCUGGGGCUUCUCCCAGGCUUGCUCAUCACCUGGCUUUUCGGGUGGUCUCUGGUCACGUCACCCUCCAGCCUCGCACUCUUCCACCUAGCGGUUGCCAUAGCUCUAGUGGCGGUCAACGAACUUCUGGUUCCGUCGGGCAAGCCGUCGAGACCAGCAUCUACCACCACCAGCCCCGGAAAGAUGAACUUCCCCGCGUCGCGGCAAGCACGACCGACAGAGGCUUCCUCCUCCAUCGGCGUGCAGCAGCCGAGCAGCGUGCUGACCUCGGAGUGGACGCGACCCACGCCUCGCAUCGUAGUCCGAGACUUUGCCGGCCAUCCGUUGUAUUACUCCGCACACCAUGUCUACAUGGCCGGCCAAUGCAUCUACAUGCUUGUCUUCUCCCUGGUGGAGGCCAAAAGAGACUUCGACUACGUACUGCGCCAGGUCAUCGGCUGGUUGCAGUCUAUCUACCUGCACACCGGCUUCCCGGACACUAGGGUCAUGCUCGUGGGCACUCACCGCGAUGACCUAGAGUUGGCCCAGGCCGGCAUGAACCUCGUGGGCGGCAUUGGGCUCCGCCUGAGGAAAGAGUUGCCACGCCACUUCCACAACAUGCUGGUGUGGACGGACAACGACACGCCGCUGUUUCCAGUGGAGAACUCCAUCCGCGACAAGCACGACCAUGACUACAGGUACCUGAGGAGUCGUCUGCUUCAGACCGUCAACGAGAUGAACGUGGACAAGCACCCGCUGCGCUAUUUCUACUUCUUCCACCUACUGGAGGAGAGGCGCGCGCAGGGCCUCGUUCUCGAACAGUCUGACGUGCUCCUGGCGCAGUGCAAGGUUAACCAGUGCGCCAUCAAAGACCAGGACGACUUUGACGCCAUGCUGCUGCUGUUCCAGAGGCUGGGAGAGGUGUUGUACUUCCCCGAAAACAACCUGCUGCAGUCCAUCGUGGUGCUGAGUCCCCACGCCGUGCUGGACCUGCUCAGCAAGCUGCUGGACGUACCAAAAAUGACGGACAGGGCGCAAGGGCUGGUCACCGCCUGGAGCAGACUGCAGACGACAGGAGUGUGUUCUCGCGCCCUCUUCGACCACGUGCUACACAAGCACGCCAAGGAGCUGCAGACCCACAGCGACACCGUCCUCUACCUGUUGCAGACGCUUAAUCUCAUCUGUCCGCUGGGUAUGAGGGGAGCCGAGGCGGCCUUGGUGAGACACCGUUCGAGGGAGCUGGAAGGCGGGAGGGAACGGAUGGGGACCCGUGAACCUUGUGAACACAACGAGGAACAGGAAGAGUGCUACCUGGUGCCGGCCGCCCUCCCUGACAAGUUGGCCUAUCCGCAUCAUUACUGGGAGACCAGUUCUGGGGACUGGGAGCUCCUGAUGGACGGUUUGCCGGUCUUGCCGCAUCCAGCCUUUCUGCGGCUGCUGAGCGUGUGCGCGGCACAGGAUGUGUGCGACGCGCAGGACGAACUGGGCAGCUCCGUGCUGACGGCCUGCAAGUCACGAGCGGCCUUCACCUUCGGACGGUCCCGCUGCUACAAACUGGAGCUGGUGUCGUCCAAGGUGACCACCUCCUAUCACGGACGUCUGCUGAAGCUCGUCGUCGCCGCCACCGCUUCCGCCAGUCGUGAAGGCAGCGGCCGUGAGGCUGCGUCACAAGCAGUGGUCCGUUUCGUGUGGCAGUCGCUGGUGGGGAUCGUGCGGCGAGAUUUCCGGCGCUGCCAUCUGAGGAUAGGAGUGAGCUGCCCGUGCGCGAUGCCGCAUCAAAACGUGCAGCAAGCAGACGAUGGGUUCCAUUUUCUCACCCUAUGUGACACCCGUGACAAGGGAAACCAAGACUUUGUUGUCUCACAAGAAAAAGAAUUUUGGUGCUGUGGCAGAAGAGUUUUGUAUAGUAGGGGGAAGGUCUAUGAAUGUACUUUAAAAGGAGUAACAACACCAGCAGCUGUCAGACCUAGGCUUCCAAUCCUUGAAGUACCACUGUGUGAUAUUCCACAAGUUCUUCAUGCCCAGAUCUGUGAUCUUUUGGAUGUUCCUCAUGCUUUGGGAAAUGACUGGUCUGCACUUGCCGGUGAGCUGGGAAUGACAGCAAGGCAGGUGGAACUUCUGCGGUAUCGUGCACCAAGAGACCCAUGUGAUGCCCUUUUGCAGGACUGGGCCAGCCGUGCUCCUACUGCCACGCUGCGAGAUCUGGCUGCUAUCAUGCUGCAUAUACAGCGCAUGGACGUUGUCAAGACUAUAGAGGAUUUUACUUAGUAGGUCUGAGAGAGAGAGAAAAUAUUAACGUUUUACUUUAUAUGAGAUCAGAGAGUGGCUUCAGUACUAUUACCUAUAAUCAGUGUGUCUGAUUUUGUACAAAACAUGAUCACCACACUUGAAAGACACUAGGAAUUCCUAAUUGCAACAGUUAAGCAGUGUAAGCUGGUUUAGCUGUGUGACCAAGCAUGACACUGUCGGAGACUGUGCUUCAAAGUACCUUGGAAGGAGGUGAAAACUGUGGUGGCCAGGAAAAGAAUUGGCUUACAAAGGGGAGUGAACUUCUUGUCCCAUGCUGGACCUGCUUAAUGUUGCUCAAGACAGGCCUGAAUGGUGGCCUUGUCAGUUACUGCAUCUAUUUAUGUACUGCCCUCCAACAACUAGUACAACUCAAGGGGCAACUGAUUGACAAGAAAUGGAUGGAAAAAUUUGGAUCCUGAAAUGUCGGUAGAAGCUUGUUGUGAAUCUUCUUACCUUGAUAAUGAAUAGAUACCUCAUAUGCCACUCAGUUCCCACCAUCUGGUGCAGCUACCCACUGUGUAUGACUACUUGUUUGUUUUCUUGUCUACUAGUAACAAAAUUUUAGUAAAAAAUGGUAGUUUUCUCCCAGUGACAAAUUUUAAAGAUGAGGGGAUUAAAAAAAAAAAAAACCUAACCUAAAUGGUCAGCCAUUAGCUUUAUCAUGGGGUUAAAGAGAAAGAGAGCAUAUUUGUGUUGAUAUGCAUUUGUGGAUGAUUUAAAUGUUUGCAUGAAUGGAAUAUUGUUUUCUUUCUGGUACAUAUUGUAUUUUGUGCAUCUUAUAUGUGCACAUACAGAUCAUACAGUGUGCAUUUUUAAAGGCAAAAAUUUGUGGUGUUGUGAUCUUGGUUAGAGCUCAGAACAAGAUUCCUCUCCCAGUGUACAUAUUUUACAGUGCUAUCUGCCCACAGAACAACCUGUAGAGGAGGAAAAAGACUUUUUCUACAGCAAUAUUCAAGACAAGAUAGACAAAAUGCCACAGCAUGGCAUUCUUGUUGCAGUGGGGGACUUAAAAUGUAAGGGUAGAACUGGACAAUGUAGGCUGUGAAUCCUGCAUAACAUGCGGAGGAAUUACAGAGAGAAAUGGCAACAGGCAGCAGUUUGCAAACCUGUGUCUAGAAAAUGGACUGGUGAUUUGUAGCACCAUUUUUCAACAUGAGACCAAACACAAGCUGACUUGAAUAUUGCCCAGAGGGAGAACCAGUAACCAAAUUGACCACACUGCCAUCAACCAGAAGUGGAGGAAGUCCAUGAAUAUUGAGUGGGGGCGGGGGCGGGGGCGGCAAAUGUCAGUAGCAACUACCACCUUAUACUGUGCAAGUUAACUAAAGAUGACAAAGAAGAACAAUGAGCAGCAAUUUUUACUCUUUAAUUCAAGUACACUGAUGAAAGAUACAUCUGUGAAGGCCCCGUUAAUUUUGGAACUGACCAACAGGUUCCAGGGACAUGUGAUCUCACCUUUCCUCUUGCUUAUCAUUGAUUGGGUGAUUGUGAACAGAGAAGCGAGCAGAUGCACAAGCAUUAUCAACAUCACAGAGGAGGUGAAACAGAGUCGAUGGAGGUGGCUGGGCCGCAUCCUGCAGAUAAACAAGAUCAGACAUCCACACACUGCCCUCACAUGGGAACUACCAGGAGAAAGAGCAGCAGGCCAAUGUGUACACAGCAUCAGGCAGAAGAAAGAGGUGGACAAGACCUGGAACCAAGUCGAUUGGUUUGUCUAGGAUCAAAAUGAUCACUGGAGAUUUGUUGGCACCAGUGUCGGAGUGAAGAGGAUUAAAUGUGACACUAUGUGCAAGUGUACUUAUGUGGAUAUGCACAUGUGGGCGUUUGUAUUUGUUGCAGUUAUUUACAUAAAAUAGUGCAUUAGUUGUGAUAUGUAAAUAAUAACUGUCUUUUAUUUGGUUGCCGACAUUUCGACAGCAGAUUUGUGAAAAAUUCUUGUUUUUGUUUUGCUAUUUUAACAUUUUGAUCAUUGUCUACAAACCAUGAGGGCAUUGAUAUCAGAGUUCCUGCCAUACUGGAUUAUGGUUGCAGAGUUUUUCAGGUUUAGUAAACCACAUUCCUGUCACACUAAUUUGGUGAGAAAGGUUAAAAAUGAAUCUGCAUGAUAAAAUAUACACUCUGUAUUUAAAAAUCCUUUGGUCAACAAAUGGUCAGAGUAUAAAGAUAGAUUUGCAUAGAUUUGAUUACAACACUGGAUAAAUAUAAUAAUAACAUGAUGUAAGUGUAUGAUGCAGCAUCAUGCUUUUACAGUGGGUGCACUCACCAGGCUUGUUGCAGUACAGAUGUAAAUAGUAAUACUUAUAAAUACAAUAAAGCACUCAUCAGCAACAUUGAAAAACCAAUGUUUUAGAAUAACAGUCAGGCAUGUCAUGACACAUCAAUACACAGUGCAUUGAGAUCACAUCCACACAGGAAAUGCACUUUACAAAUUCAAUUACUAAUAUGCAAAAUAUCACCAUGUUAGUACAAUAAUUAGCACAGGUUUAAAUAAACCCAAAAAUUUAUGGAUGCCAUAAUUUAUAUCCAAGAUCAUGACUUGCUAGUCACUGGGUACAAUGAUGGGCAUGUCAAAUGCAGUGCUGUAUGGCUCAUUGUUCAGUGUCAAAUUACAAGUGUAAAGUUUCAUGAUGUAAUGUUGAUGCCAGAACCAGUGAGAAAAGUAUACAGCUAUAAACUUGAAUCUUACUCAAACUUAUGGUUUACAUUUAUGAUAGUUAUAUAUAAUAUAUAUAUAAUUAUGACAUUUUGCUUUGUAAAUACUGGCAUAUCUAAAACUGCCAUUUAUUAUAUGUUAUUUAGGAUAUAUACAGUCAAUUACACGAAUAUCAAAAUAUUAAUGAUAUUGCACCAAUAAUAAAUGGUAGAAAUGUCAUUCAUUUUAAAAUGUAUUCUUUUUAUCUUGCUUUAUUUAGUCUCCUGACAGCAAAACCUAUUCCACAUUUGAAACAGGUUGGUUAGUUUGGCAAGAAAGUGCUUCUCCUAGAGGUGAUAUUACAUACACCAUGAGAGAAGUGGGAACAGGAGGAAACCAGAGUAUGGCAAUGGUUCUUGGUUGACUUACUGGUCCAGAUGCAGUUAAAUCAAUACUAAUUUCUAAGUAGUUUUGUUUAACAUUGUCUCUAAGGCUUGAUCUUAGCCUGCAUGCAGUUAAGAAACAAUAAAAUUUAUUUGCCAAGUGAAA
Pomacea canaliculata is the source of this 8160-nucleotide messenger RNA. RefSeq lists its product as uncharacterized. Gene Ontology annotation, molecular function: protein binding. NCBI's taxonomy places the organism in Eukaryota, Metazoa, Mollusca, Gastropoda, Architaenioglossa, Ampullariidae. The transcript has 7 exons. The record is from RefSeq and is a predicted model, not a curated record. The coding region runs from base 1611 to 4958 and encodes 1115 amino acids. Gene Ontology annotation, biological process: signal transduction.